Cololabis saira (Pacific saury) is the source of this 542-nucleotide messenger RNA. RefSeq names its product ribosomal protein lateral stalk subunit P1 (gene rplp1). The transcript is spliced from 4 exons. Gene Ontology annotation, molecular function: ribonucleoprotein complex binding; structural constituent of ribosome; protein kinase activator activity. Gene Ontology annotation, cellular component: cytosolic large ribosomal subunit; ribosome. Bases 152 to 493 code for a protein of 113 amino acids. The record is from RefSeq and is a predicted model, not a curated record. Gene Ontology annotation, biological process: cytoplasmic translation; translational elongation. NCBI's taxonomy places the organism in Eukaryota, Metazoa, Chordata, Actinopteri, Beloniformes, Belonidae.
AUUCCCGCCCUCCUCCCUCCCUUUUCUGCUGCAGGAAGUCAACGUGCCUAAGGUGCUCGGUUCUUCAUCCGAAGCUAAGGCCCUCAAUCCGGCGACUAGCACCGCGAAAUUUAGGCAUCCGACUCUCCAGAACCAACAUCCACCAUCUACAAUGGCCUCCGUUUCCGAGCUCGCCUGUAUUUACUCCGCUCUGAUCCUCCACGACGAUGAAGUGGCCGUCACCGCUGACAAGCUGAACGCUCUGAUCAAGGCUGCCGGAGUUGCUGUGGAGCCUUUCUGGCCAACUUUGUUUGCCAAGGCCCUGUCCAGCAUCGACAUCGGUAGUCUGAUCUGCAACGUCGGAGCUGGAGGUGGAGCUCCAGCUGCAGCACCUGCUGCUGGAGCUGCUGCCGCUGGUGGAGAUGCCCCAGCUAAGGAGGAGGAGAAGAAAGAAGAGAAGAAGGAAGAGUCCGAGGAGUCUGAUGACGACAUGGGCUUCGGUCUCUUUGAUUAAAAAAGGAUGAUUUUCUAAGAAAAUACAAUAAAAAUACGAAAUGAAUGAA